AUGCGACUGUUUUCUUUUCUCUUCCUUCCACAAUGAUGCGAACAUCGUCCAUCCGUAGUCAGGAAGACCCUCUGUCUCUGGCUCUGCGUCCGCCUGUUACAGAGACAGAUGCAGAGAAACAUAUGCGUUUGCAGCAAGAGUCAGAGGCACGGCGCAUAUCAGAACAGAUUGAUGAAGACCUUAGGCAGGAGCGCGAGAAACUAAAGAAGUCAAAAGGCGAUGUUAAGCUCCUACUACUAGGGCAGGCAGAGUCUGGCAAAUCGACACUGCAAAAGCAAUUUCAGUUGAUGUAUAGCCCAGCUUCCCUUGAGAGCGAGCGUAUGUCAUGGCGAACAGUCGUAUACUUUAACGUUGUUCGUUCCAUCAGACAGAUUCUAUCCACCCUCGAGUCCUGGGAUGAUGUCGACGAUGGCAGUGACGCUCACAGCACCAUAGAUCGCCUGGAAGACACCGAAGAUUUACCAUCAAAACGGCGUAGUUCUCCAGCCAGUUCGCAGAUUGGUGUUGCUUUAUCCCCACCAUCCCCAACAAAUGUCCAAGCACCCGGUAGCCCCAUUAAAUCAGGGCACGGGCCCUCGAUUGCUGACCUUCGUCGUCGUCUUCUUCCUCUCACGAACACCGAACCUCAGUUAGCGGAUCGGUUGAGCGGGGGUGUCACCGUCGCCGGCUCGAAAAAGGGUGAAGUAUUCGUCAGGAGUGGUUGGCAAGCUAGGACGAAAGAAAAAGCCUUAUCGGUCAUCGAUGCCGACCCUUUAGUGGACGAUGUUGCUACCAUGCUGGAUCAGUCUCAGGACGAAAUCAAAGCUUUAUGGGAACAUCCAACUGUGAAGUCCUUGAUCGCGAAUAGGAAAAUAAAGUUAGACGAGUGGUCAGAAUUCUUCUUGAAUGAUAUAACACGUAUUGCAGGGCGCAACUACGUGCCAAUUACAGAUGACAUACUUCAUGCACGUAUUCAAACUAUGGGUGUUGCAGAGCAUAUAUUCGAUGUUGAUAUUCAUGGAAAGACGGUAACUUGGCAUCUAUUUGACGUAGGUGGCGCUAGGGGUCAGCGGCAUUCAUGGGUCCCCUACUUUGAUGAUGCCAACGCCAUCAUAUUUGUCAGCCCUAUCAGUGCCUUUGACCAGUAUCUUGAAGAAGAUCCCCGUACCAACAGAAUCGACGACUCACUGCAACUAUUCACUCAAAUUUGUUCAAAUCCACUCUUGAAAAGAGUUCAUCUAGUCUUAUUUUUGAACAAGACGGAUAUCCUGAAAAAGAAACUCGACAGUGGGCUGUCAGUUUCCAAAUAUAUCCUUUCCUAUGGCGACCGCGCCAAUGAGUACGAGUCGGUUGUACAAUACUUCCGUGCUCACUUUUUGCAAGUGCAUAGGCGGAACAAUGAGAAUAGACGGGUGCUAUAUACCCAUUUGACCAGCGUUGUGGAUACGAAAGCCACACAGAGUAUCAUUGGAAACGUUCGGGACUCUAUUUUCCGAGGAUACUUACAAUCUGCUGCACUCGUUUGAAAGUCUUAAUAAUUUGUCUGUUUGCUGUUUGUAGUCGGUUUCACUUUUUUUUUUUUUUGCUCAAACAUAACUGCCCUUGUUGUAGAAUGCGCUCAUCUCAUAUAAUAGUGCUUGUCAAUGGCAUGUCAUUGUGCCCAUGUUCUUUCACUUGUUUGCAAGCCCUUAAUCGUGUAUUGGAAUUGUUAGCUUCAAAUGCGUUAAAUCUUUUUAUUCGACGUUGACUUCAUUGUUAUG
Serpula lacrymans var. lacrymans S7.9 is the source of this 1739-nucleotide messenger RNA. RefSeq lists its product as uncharacterized. The coding region runs from base 33 to 1505 and encodes 490 amino acids. Gene Ontology annotation, cellular component: heterotrimeric G-protein complex. The transcript has 10 exons. Gene Ontology annotation, molecular function: guanyl nucleotide binding; GTPase activity; G-protein beta/gamma-subunit complex binding. Gene Ontology annotation, biological process: G protein-coupled receptor signaling pathway. The record is from RefSeq and is a predicted model, not a curated record. Lineage: Eukaryota; Fungi; Basidiomycota; Agaricomycetes; Boletales; Serpulaceae.